Molecule: messenger RNA, 3440 nt
Organism: Musca domestica (house fly)
Lineage: Eukaryota; Metazoa; Arthropoda; Insecta; Diptera; Muscidae
Gene: Su(var)3-3
Product: possible lysine-specific histone demethylase 1
Exons: 2
Coding region: 81-2831 (916 amino acids)
Biological process (GO): regulation of DNA-templated transcription
Cellular component (GO): nucleus
Molecular function (GO): oxidoreductase activity; protein binding; flavin adenine dinucleotide binding
Source: RefSeq, a predicted model, not a curated record
CACAGUUCCUUGUAGUGAAUAUUUUAUUUGGGAGCCAUUUCAUUUGUCGAGCCCGGAACGACCGGAGCGAAAAUAUAAAAAUGUCCAACACGGGGGAUACUGGUGACACUGUUCUCUCCAAUGAUAUGAAUCUGACAAAUGAACGGGGAAAAUUGCUAACAAAUAUCGAACCCAUAGAAGUGGUUACCUUAAUUAGUGACGAAUCGGAUACGGAGCCCUCACCCAAACGGAAACCUGCAGUGCCAAAUGUAUCUACAAACAGCAGUAGUGGUGGUGCUGGAAGUGGCAGCGUUAGCGCUACUGGCAGUGUUAAAAAAUAUGCCGGGGAUGGUGGUGGCGAGGAUUCAAAUGAUGGUCAUCAUGACGAGCGCCGUACCAGUCGCCGCAUCAAACCACGAGUGGAUUACACAAAUAAAACAAAUACAACUAAUACAGAUGAAAAACCAUCCACACCAUCUGCCGGAGGUACGGGCUCAGCUGGUCACACUUCCAAUGCCAGUGUUCAUAGUAAUUCGGAAAAGAAAUCCGAUUCUCGGUCUAGAAAUAAGGAAUCUCUUAAAAGUCCUUUUGCCAAAGAAAUCACCGAUCCAAGGGAGGCUGCAGCAGCAGCUGCUGAAGCUUAUAAGGAAAUAUUGACUGGCUUGGAGGGUGCAGCGUUUCAGUCAAGACUACCUUUUGACAAGAUGACCUCAAACGAGGCCGCCUGUUUUCCAGAUAUCACCAAAACCGGUUUGGUGGCCCAACGUGUGUUCCUUAAUAUCAGAAAUCGUUUGCUGCAAAUGUGGAUCGAAAAUCCCAAACAACAGCUGAUAUUGGAAAAUGCCCUCAAGGAUAUGGAACCACCGUUCGACAGUGAUCCAAAUUUGGUCAAGCGUAUACAUUCAUUUCUCGAACGCCAUGGUUUCAUUAACUUCGGUAUAUUCAAACGUCUACGACCAAUACCAAGCAAAAAAUUGGGAAAGGUCAUAGUCAUAGGGGCUGGCAUCUCGGGACUGGCGGCUGCUCAACAGCUGCAACAGUUUGGCAUGGAUGUAAUUGUCUUGGAGGCCCGAGAUCGUGUCGGCGGCCGUAUUGCCACUUUUCGUAAAAAUAAUUACAUUGCCGAUUUGGGAGCCAUGGUUGUGACCGGUGUCUGGGGCAAUCCCAUGACAAUAUUGAGCAAACAAAUCGGCAUGGAAAUGAUACCAAUACGGCAAGCCUGCCCGCUGUAUGGUGCUGGCGGGAAACCGGUACCCAAACACAAGGAUGACAUGGUGGAGAGGGAGUUUAAUCGUUUGCUGGAGUCGGCCAGUUAUUUGUCUCAUCAGCUGGACUUUAAUUAUGCCGGCAAUAAUCCUGUUUCUUUAGGUCAGGCUCUGGAAUGGAUCAUAAAACUGCAGGAGAAAUCCGUCAAGGAAAAACAGGUCCAAUACCUCAGCCAAUUGUGUGAGGCACAAAAGGCCAUAAUUGACAAUCAAACUAAGACCUCAAGGAUCCUGAGCAAAAUAAAGCAGUUAAAGGCCCAGCAUGCCAAGUUACUGCGUAGCCGUCCGCCACGGAUAGAGGGGGAUAGUAACUAUGCUGAACAUGAGUUUGAAAUACGAUCCACCCACUAUGAAUGGUCCAAGGCCUGUAAACAAUAUGACGAGCUAUUGAAGGAGGAGGAGUUACUCCAGAAUAAACUCAAAGAGUUGGAAUCUAACCCACCAAGCGAUGUCUACUUAUCCUCCAAAGAUCGCCAAAUUUUGGACUGGCAUUUUGCCAAUUUGGAAUUCGCCAAUGCCACACCGUUGUGCAAUCUAUCGCUGAAGCACUGGGAUCAAGAUGAUGACUUUGAAUUCAUUGGCAAUCACACAACUGUACGCAAUGGCUAUUCGUGUGUGCCCAUUGCCUUGACAGAGGGCUUGGAUAUACGUGUCAACACUGCCGUCAAGGCGAUCAAAUAUUUUCCCACCGGCGUUGAAAUUGUGGCGGAAAAUCUCAAGACCAACAAUUCCUCAGUUACCUAUAAGGCCGAUUUGGUAUUGUGUACCCUUACCUUGGGGGUGUUAAAAAUUGCCACCGCAAAGGUGCAGUCGCAACAAGCCAACACGGUGAAAUUCGAACCACCCCUACCCGACUGGAAACAACAGGCCAUACAACGUUUGGGUUUUGGCAAUCUAAACAAGGUUGUCUUGUGUUUCGAUCGUAUCUUUUGGGAUCCAAAUACGAAUCUAUUUGGCCAUGUUGGCAGCACAACGGCCAGUCGUGGUGAACUGUUUCUCUUUUGGAGUAUAUCUUCAUCGCCUGUGCUGUUGGCCUUGGUGGCCGGUCGAUCGGCGGCCAUAAUGGAAAAUGUAUCCGAUGAUGUUAUUGUCGGCCGUUGUAUUGCCGUAUUGAAGGGGAUUUUUGGUAAUGGUUCGGUGCCCCAGCCGAAAGAGACGGUUGUAACACGCUGGCGUGCCGAUCCCUGGGCAAGGGGUUCAUAUAGUUUUGUAUCCGUUGGAUCGUCGGGAAGUGAUUAUGAUCUCUUGGCCGCCCCAGUUAUACCACCGAAUGUCACUAAUCCAAAACCAAAUCAGGAAUUGGAUGAAUUACCACGACUUUUCUUUGCUGGUGAACAUACCAUUCGCAACUAUCCAGCCACGGUUCAUGGUGCUUUUCUGAGUGGCCUACGGGAAGCCGGACGCAUUGCGGACUAUUAUUUGGGUUAUCCCGAGGGAACACCGCCUGACAUUGGCUAUUCAGUUGUGGAGGCGGCCAACACUGCCUCCGUGGGAGACACCGUAGAUUUGGUGGAUAUUGCCCAUUCAACGGACUCCUCUUCAAAGACUUCAGAUGACAAAUCCAAUCCUGCCGAUUUAAAUGAGUGAAAUUUAUUUUCACCACUUUCAUUUUACUAGUUUUAGGAGCUUUCUCGGGAGUCAGAUACAGUGGAAUUUGGAGGAGAAUUUGGUAUGAAAAAAGGUGGGGAGUGUAAAAGGGCCAUUUCCGCUCUUUGGGCAUGGGCUUUUCAAAGAUGGUAGAUUUUUUGAAAGACAAAAUUAGUUUUGUUUUUGGGAUCAGGGAGUCAAAAAAUGAAAUUUCAUGGGAAAAAUUAACUCGGGGUUUUACAGAAUUUUUAUUUGGAGAAAAAAGGGAGGGGAAAAUUUAAUUUGUUUUGGUAUCUGAAUCCCAUCCUAUUUUAAUACUUCUAUCUUACAAAAUAAUGGUUUUGUUGACUUUGUUAUUAUAGUUUUUAGUUUCCUACUUUCCAGCGAGCUCAAAAUCUCGUAAUAUUUAGUAUUCUAUUAUUAGUUUUUAAUAUCUUUUCAAAUUUACAUUUUUUUAUCAAUUAUCAAUAGCCAUAGUCUAAUGUACAUAAAAAAUAAUAAAAACUGAAAUAUUUUAUCAACCAAGGGGCAACGAAACUAGGUUUCGCCGUAUUUUGUUUGUCCGAUUUCAGGAUUUGAAAGAGUGAAAAAAGGCAUUUUUUGUCAAAA